AUGGCUGAUAUCUUCGCAGCUCUCAAUCAUCUCAAUCAAAAGAUGCAGGGCGGUGGAGUCAACAUCAUCGAAGCGGAGGAAAACCUGAAGGCUUUUCAAAAAAAUCUACCGUUAUGGAAACGACGAACAGAGAUCGAUAACUUCGCAAACUUUCCCCUGCUGGACGACUGUGUAAGUAAGAUCGAAGAUGUAUCUGGAAUCGGAGACAUUUCUGUACCCGCGGAACUGAAGCAAGCAAUUGCCACGCACUUAGAUGAGCUUGCAAAGUCUCUCGACGGAUACUUCCCUACAAGAGAUCUCAAAUCCAAAGGCCCUGAGGUUGUGGUGGUGUUUAUGUUAGUGUCUGAAAGUCCUACAGAGCUAAGGAUUGUGCUGCUUGGAAAGAAUGGCUCUGAGAAGAGUGCUGUUGGGAACUUGAUCCUGGAAAGAGAGGCAUUUGACCUUAACUGUGUACAAAACCACUGUGAGAGAGCCAGGGGUCAGGUGGAGGGAAGACACAUAGCUGUGAUCAACACUCCAGACCUGUUAGACCCUCACAUCUCACAUGACAAACUCUCAGAGGAACUGCGUUGGUGUGUCACUCUGUCUAAACCGGGACCUCAUGUGUUCCUGUUGGUGCUGCAGCCUGAGGAGUUCACACAGGAAGAGGGAGACAGAAUCAGGACAAUCCUAGACACCCUCAGUGACCGGUCCUUUGACUACUCAAUGGUACUGACAACUCAUGAAGACAAGAGGGGACACAUGGAUGAGGAUCACCCUCUGAAUCAGAUGGUCAGAGCCUGUAGAGGGAGGCAGCACCUCAGUGACCACACUCAACUUAUGGCAGAUGUUGACAAGAUUGUAAAGGAAAAUGGAGGAGACCAUCUCACCUGUGAUGUAUUUGAAAAUACAAGUGGCAUGGUACAAGGGAAAGAGGAAAUCCACAGGAGUAAAACUGAUGGAAGCCUCAAAUCUUCCUCUGAGGAAAAACUUGGAAAAGAACAAGUGUCUUCACUCAGGAUUGUGCUUCUGGGGAAGAGUGAUGACAAGAAAACUACAGUGGGUAACAUGAUCCUACAGAGAAAGGCUUUUUUCAACUAUAAACAGCAAUGGGAGUCAGCCAGUGGGAAGGUGAAUGGCAAGUCUGUUACUGUUGUAAAGACUCCAGACUUCUUUGCUCCACGUCUGACUGCGGAGUCCCUGAUGGAAGAGAUGGAGAAUUGUAAGUCCCUCUCUGCUCCUGGGCCUCAUGGGGUCCUACUGGUGUUGAAGCCUGAGGGGUUCACAGAGGAGAACAGAAACACUUUCAAGUUGAUCCUGAGCAUAUUUGGUAAAGAGUCCUUCAAGCACUCAAUGGUGAUCAUUACUCACUCUAAGGGAGCCACAGUAAAUCCUCAUCUGAGACAAAUGAUUGAAGAAUGUAGAGGAAGGCAUCACAAAAUGUACACACAAGGAAAAGAGUUAACUAUAAAGAUAGAAGAGAUGGUAGAGGAGAAUGAAUGGAGAUACCUCACCUACAAUGAAGAGACGACACAUGACACCAUGACACCAAAGGCUCAGAGACUGAACGUGGUGCUGUGUGGCAGAAUAGGAGCUGGGAAGACUUCUAUAGCCAAUGUGAUACUGGGUCAGACAGAGUCCAGUCCAAAGUCCAGCUCCUCCUCAGUGUGUGUGAAGAGAGAAGGAGAGGUGUGUGGUCGGUCUGUCACCCUCAUCGAGCUGCCUGCUCUGUAUGGAACACAUCUCACUCAGGAGGAAGUGAUGCACAGAGGAGAGUUGGAGACCAUCCAGAAGAUUCUCAGCUCACGAGUCAAUGACUUUAUCAUGGUCCUGUUUAGACAGGAUAACAUUGCAGUUGACUUUGUGGAAAAAAAUGCAGACACAAAGCAACUGAUCAAGAUAUGCGGAGGGCGGUAUAAAAUCUUUGAUGCUUUGAAAAUUGAUAAGGCCAAGCAGACGACAGAACUUGUAGCAGAAAUAGUCAAAAUGAUGGAUCAGAACAGAACCUGCUACACUCUGUACAUGUACAUGGAGGCUAAACACCAAUCAGAACUGGACAAAAACAGAAGAAUCAAGGAUUUAGAGGAGAGAAUCAGGAACAUGUCACAAGGUGCUGAAAUUGAGUGUUCCAGCACAGAGUACAUAAGGGUGGUGCUGAUUGGGAAAACUGGAAAUGGGAAGAGCGCCUCUGCAAACACUAUCCUGGGCAGAAAAGAAUUUGCGUCUAAAUCCAGCACUGAUUCUGUGACAACAGUUUGCAAGAAGGCAGUCGGCAAAGUUGAUGGAAUAACAGUUUCUGUGGUGGACACACCUGGACUUUUUGACACAACAUUGUCUAAUAAAGAUGUUCAGCAAGAGAUAGUGAAAUGUGUUUCCCUGUCAGCUCCUGGACCCCAUGUGUUUAUCAUAGUGUUGAGUAUUGGGAGAAUCACACAAGAGGAGCUGGACACUUUGGACCUCAUAGAGAAAACCUUUGGUCCACGGGCAGGAAUGUUUUGCUUAGUUCUGUUUACUAGAGGAGAUGACUUGGAAAAUGAAUCAAUUCAAGAUUACAUUGGGAACAGCAAGAAUGCCAAACUGAAAAAACUGAUCAGAGAUUGUGGAGACAGAUUCCAUGUCUUCAACAACAGAGACAAGAAUCGCACACAGGUCACUGAGCUUCUUAAGAAGAUUAACAAAAUGGUGUCCAUGAACAAGGGCAGUUUCUACACCAAUGAGAUGUUCCAGGAGGCAGAGGCAGCCAUUAAACAAAAACAGGAAGCAAUACUGAAGGAGAGAGAGAUGGAGAUAAAGGCUGACAUGGAGAAACUGAAGGUUAGCCAUGAAACAGACAUGGAAAAGAUGAAGUCAAAGUUGGACGAGGAGAGAUUGAAAGUUCAGGAGGAAAGACAGCUGAGAGAAAAACUGUUGAGAGAGAGAGAGGAAGCUAUUAGAAAAGAACAUGAGGACAAGGAGAAAGCAGAGAAGGAAGAAAGAGAAUUGGAGGACAAAAAAAGGAAAGAAGAUGAAAAGUUGAAAAAAGAAAUAUGGGACUCAGAAAAAGAGAAGAUGGAAAUAAAGUUGAAAAACCUCCAAAGAGAAAAGGAAGAAGAAUAUAAAAUGAGGAUGGAUAAACUGAGAAUAGAAGAGAAAGACAGAGAAGAACAGCUUCAAAAUCAAGAAAGGAAGUUUGCUAAACUAAAAAGGGAACAGGAGGAAGAAAUUAGAAGGAGAGAGAAAGAAGAGGAUGAGACGAGAAAGAAGGAAGAGAAAGUAAGACAAGAGUGGCAAAGCAAAAUAGAGGAAGCAGAGAAAGGUCAAACAGAACUCCAAGAGGUCAUGUGUAGAGAAAAAGAGGAAUGGGAGGAACAGUUGAAGAAAGAAAGAGACAGACAACAGGAAGAAGAAAGGCUGAGACAGAAGGAGGGGGUGCGGGAGAACCUUCAGCACCCCUACUUCCUGCAGCUAUGGCUGCAGAUAACCAGCUAA
Messenger RNA from Salvelinus fontinalis (brook trout), 3447 nucleotides. Its product is annotated as GTPase IMAP family member 8-like. Bases 1 to 3447 code for a protein of 1148 amino acids. The transcript has 6 exons. Gene Ontology annotation, molecular function: GTP binding. The record is from RefSeq and is a predicted model, not a curated record. Lineage: Eukaryota; Metazoa; Chordata; Actinopteri; Salmoniformes; Salmonidae.